Messenger RNA from Anolis sagrei ordinatus, 6620 nucleotides. It is a transcript of the gene WWTR1, whose product is annotated as WW domain containing transcription regulator 1. Gene Ontology annotation, biological process: positive regulation of transcription by RNA polymerase II; hippo signaling. Gene Ontology annotation, molecular function: transcription coactivator activity; protein binding. Gene Ontology annotation, cellular component: cytoplasm; nucleus. The record is from RefSeq and is a predicted model, not a curated record. Lineage: Eukaryota; Metazoa; Chordata; Lepidosauria; Squamata; Anolidae.
UUCUUUCUCCCCUUCUCCUGCUUGUGGCUUCUCCCUUCGGAGGGCCCUCUCCUUCUUCUUCUCCGUCCUCUUCCUCGGGCGCCAUGAACCCCGCCGGGCCGGUCCCCCCUCCCCCGGGCCAGCAGGUGAUCCAUGUCACGCAAGACCUGGACACGGACUUGGAGGCGCUCUUCAACUCGGUGAUGAACCCCACGCCCAGCUCGUGGCGGAAGAAGAUCCUGCCGGAGUCCUUCUUCCAGGAGCCGGACUCGGGCUCGCACUCGCGGCAGUCCAGCACGGACUCGGGCAGCCUGCCGGCCCGCCUCCUGCCCGGCGCCCACCCGCCGCACCACGUCCGCUCCCACUCCUCGCCCGCCUCGCUCCAGCUGGGCCUCGGCGCCGCCGCCACCGCCAGCCCGGCCCAGCAGCACGCCCACCUCCGCCAGCAGUCCUACGACGUGACCGACGAGCUGCCCCUGCCGCCCGGGUGGGAGAUGGCCCUCACCCACACCGGACAGCGCUACUUCCUCAACCAUAUAGAGAAGAUUACAACAUGGCAAGAUCCUCGAAAAACCAUGACUCAGCCACUGAACCACAUGAGCCAUCAUCCUUCAGCCACAUCUACUCCAGUGUCUCAGCGAUCCAUGGCAAUGUCGCAACCCAACCUUGUGAUGAAUCACCAGCACCAGCCACAAAUGGCACCCACUACAACCAUAUCCCAGCAGACCCAUCCUACUCCAAACCCGCAAGCUGGCUUAUUGAACAUGCCGAAUGCAUUGACUUCCCAGCAGCAGCAGCAACAGAAGUUGAGACUUCAAAGGAUCCAGAUGGAAAGAGAGAGGAUUCGCAUGCGUCAGGAGGAACUAAUGCGCCAGGAAGCUGAUUUAUACAGACAACUUCCCAUGGAGUCUGAGAACCUGGCCCCAGUUCAGACAGCUGUAAGCACACCUAACAUGACACAAGACAUGAGAUCUGUUACAAAUAACGGGUUGGAUCCCUUCCUGAACAGUGGGCCAUACCAUUCCAGGGAGCAGAGCACAGACAGUGGCCUAGGCUUAGGAUGUUACAGCAUACCAACUACACCUGAAGACCUCCUCAGCAAUGUAGAUGAGAUGGAUACAGGAGAUAAUGUAGCGCAGACUUCCAUGAACAUCAACCCACAGCAGUCCCGUUUUCCCGACUUCCUUGAUUGUCUUCCAGGAACAAAUGUUGACCUUGGGACUUUGGAGUCAGACGACCUGAUCCCCAUCCUCACCGAUGUGGAAUCGGUCCUCAACAAAAACGAGCCCUUUCUCACCUGGCUGUAACUGAUGAUGCAGAGUUUCCUUGACCUCUAGAAGUGAAGGCAAAGCAUCCUCAAGUUCCUCAGCUAGGCAACCUAUGCCUUACUGACUUUUAUCACAACCAUUUUUACGUCUGUGAAUCUUGGUCUAGAUUUCACCGGCAAGAACUUAAGUAUGAAAUAUAUGCAAAGAUACAUAUAUAAAUAUAUAUAGAUAUCUAUUUUUAAGAGUUAGGAUGACUUCUAUCCAUUUAUAGGUGUUCCUCUUUACUUACAUAGCAAUGUUUUGAGGACAUGAGAGCUCCUAUAUUUUUUGCACCAUGUCUGAACUUAGCCCUCGCUGGUUACAUCAAGUUUAACUAACCAAAAUAGAGCUGACUGCAAAAAGCUUUAUAAUGCAGAAGGCUAUUUGGUUCCAAAGAGGGUGAGCACAAACAAGUUGACUGCAGUUUUACAGUUGAACUAAACUAUUGUACCAAAUGUUUGUUAUCUAUAUAACCUGAGCUUUAAAAAAACCUUUUUAUUCUUUUUUUUUUUUUUUGCAUUAACUAAUGCUGUAUGGAUUUUGCAGCACUUUUUAAAAAAUACAGACUGGCCAAGUGCCUUAAGAUCCUCUUUUUUUAAAAAAAAACAAACUUGCAGAUGCACUGCUAUUUCCAUUUUUUCUGCCAGUUAAUGAGUAGUUUCUAUGUAACACUUUCAAACUGAAAGUGAAAUGUUUGCCUUAACUGUUUUUUUACACUACGAUAUUAUAAAAGUAACUAAAUUGGUGCACAUUGUUGGCCAAUAAACACAUACAUAUCUACAUGUACAAACACAUCAUGGAUAUUUUGUUGACACUGAAGUAUACUUUGCAUGUAAAAAUACACUACAGUUUUACAUUGGCACAUGUAAACAAUAUAAUUUUAGCUUGUGUCAAAUAGAAACUGACAGUGACACGCAAUUUCAUGAUGCAGGACAAAAAUAUGUCACCAUUUGAUAUUACUGAAUGCAGCAAAUUUUGUGUACAUUCUUGCUAUGUUGUUUUUUAAAAAAGUAAUUAUGUAUUUUGUUGAUGAAACUUUACAAUCUCGGAAUAGAAGUGUCACCUUAUCAGAGAAGUGAUAAUCCGGCUUCUUUUUGUCAGAAUGGGAAAGAUGCUGAGAUUCUUAGCCAAUGGGGUAUUUCUUCACUGGGAACCAAGGCUUUAUAUUUGUUGUACGCCUAUCAAUACCUAUCAUAUGCAUAUGAAGGGUUUUAAAAUAGCUGAUAUUUGGGACUGAGAAUGCAUCAAGGACUUCAAAUCCCCACUUCCCCUGAAAUGCAAAUGACGUCCUGAGAUCCUUUAGUAUUUUUAAUUGAUAUUAUUAUUAUUGUUGUUGUUAUUAUUAUUUAUAAUCUAUGAUUUUUAAGCUUUUUAUAUUUAAAGAAAAUCAGCUUUUUAUGGAAGGCAUUAUAAUUAAUACUAGCCUCGUAAUACAUGAGAUGCAGGGCAAGCAAGAAGCCUAGCACAUUCCUGUGCUUUGGGCUUAAUAGUAAAUUAUGAUUUAUUUUCUGGAAUUAUGAACAGUGAGGUGGAUGGGUGAUUCUCCCCCUUGUUUUCUGACUAGUUGAGGAAAAUGCAAGUGAAAUGAAAUGGACAUUUGAAGUGGCAAGAAAGGGAUCUUGGAAAGAGAAUGGCUUUAGGGGGAUUAGGGUUAGUGAGGCUGGAGUUUUAGCAAAGCUCUGAAAAGUUACUUUUUGGACUACAACUCCCAUGAUGCCAUAUUCUUGGAACUAUAUCCCAUACAAUGACUUUUCCAAGCUUUAAGUGUCAGAAAGAACUGCUUUUUCAGAGAACAACCACAGAUCUAUGAAGUACCUGUGAAUACUUUUGCGGAAAUUGUUGCUUGAAGGUAGCUGUUCUAACAGCACCGUGUUUAUUUUUAUUUUCUAUUUUCUUUUAUUUUUUUUAAACACGAGCAAUGAAAGAUCAAAAGCAAUGAAGUUCAAUAUUUGACUCAGAAAAAUCUGUUGUUUUUUUAUAUAUAUUCUUAAGGUGGGGGGGGGGGGUCUGUGGAGAAGUAGGUACUUGUAGUUUAGUUAUUACAUCUUCACAAAAUAUUUUCAGUCCAUGGGCAUUUUUCUCUCCCUUCUGCUUUAGAAGCCCCCCCCCCCUUCCAUUCACUUAACAUAUACUUUAAUUAUCAGGAGAAAAAUGUUUUUGAACAAAGUUGUUGCCGUUUCCAUUAUUUGUGGAUAUUGGAUACAUCAUGAAAAAUUGUGGUGAUAAGCAUUAUUUCACAUUAGGUCCAGGAAUUUGUUGUUCACUUCGAAGGUGCAGAAACAAGGCUAUGGUUCUCUUCUUCCAAAGAUUGUUUGGUUGUGGAGCAACCUUUUUUGACUUCAGAAUUUGUGAGCCAGUUAGUGAUGUGGUGCUGGAGGAGAGAUUUACAGAUACUAUGGACUGCCAAACAACAUGUUAAUGGGUCCAAAAGGAAAUUGAGUCGAAGGAAAUCCCUAGAAGCCAAGCUGAAAUGAUUGAACGUGUCACAAGAAGAUGUGAUUCAUUUGAAAUGAUGCUUAGUGAGGUAGAAAGAGGUAGAAAAUGGACAGACUUUAUCAAGGAAGCCACAACUCUGAGCUUGCAGCACCUUAGCUAUUGUGACUUAGCCAUCUCUCAUUUGUACAGUCACCAUAAUUCAAAUUCGACUUUGCAGCAAUUAACAACAACAGUGAUGUUUGCAGUUACCAAAGAGCAAGUUGGCCUUAUAACUUAAUUAAACCAGCAAAAAGGGUGAAUGAAAGGUGACUGAUAUAGAUUUCUUAGAUACCGUUUACAUUUGAAUUAUAGCUUGUAAAAGUUAUCUUUCGUAUUGUAUCUCCUAGUAUCCCCUGGCUAUGUUAAUUGUGGAUUCUGGGAACUAGAGACUUAAACAUACUUUUCCCAUGCCCUGAAAGAUUGAAAGGGACAAUUCCAAAUUUUAAUGUGUAUAGGAGGAGGAAACAGGAUUCUUCAUGUGCACAUAUAUAUCCUGUAAUUAUUAUCAAGCGAUGUAAAUUAUGGAAGCACCGUUCUUUCAUUCUUUUCCGGGAAGUGGUACUACAAGCAUCAGAAUUGCUUGUAGGAGGCUGAGGCUUCGAGCAAACACAAAAAACAUGAGCUCAAGCACUGAUAGCACAUUUUGCUCUCACUUCUGCUCUUUCUCCUCCCUCUAUUUUUCACAAUAAUGGAGAGAAGGAAACUUCUAAAAAGAGCCAUGUUCAAAUCAUCCUAAAGUGAACACUGGUACAUUUUGAUUCAAAAGGCAUUCUUCAUCAGGUUCUGCAAACCUAAGCACAUUUAUCUGGAAAUAAGUCCUGUUAAUCUUUGUCAGGCUUCCUUUGGAAUAGAGAUGCAGUAUAAACAAGGAGAAUUUCCACUGAAGAGUUUGGUGCCAGGGAUCUUUUGCAUUACACAGCUAUAGUGCCAUGACUCUACUUCAAUAGCCAUAGCAACAUCGUAUAGAAACCUGGGGUUUGUAGUUCAGCAAGGCACAAUUCUCUUGCUGAGAAUUGUAAAUAGUCUCCCUUAAAUUGCAAAUCUCAGGAUUCCAUAGAGGGAAGUCACAGCUGUCAAAGGGGAAUCACAAUGAUACAAUAAUACAUUAUGGCCCCUAUACUAUGAUAAAGUCUAGAAGAGUUCCCUUCUAGAAUCCCCCAAUUUUCCUGUGACUGUGAUUGAAAAGUUAGUAUGUCAAAUGCUAGGGCAAAAAGGUGCCAACUAAGCUUCGCUGCUAUUAUGUAACCUGCCAGGAUAUCUGGUGUCUUUCUCCCUUUCUCCAAAACAUAAUGAGUCAAAUGAUUGGGAAGACUGGGAAGAUGAGGACUUUUUAUUGUAACGCUCAGAGAAAUAGUGGAAACAGAAAGUCAUAACUGAUGAACUCCUUUUUUCAAGUACUUAAUUUUUUUAAAUGGACCUGCAAUGCAACAAACAAGAAGUUAUUUCCUUAUUGAAUCUAAUGAUAUUGUUUCUCUCUUGUUAAAACCUUGGUUUGUAAAACUGAUUUUAUUUCUUACACUAAACUACUUAUACUGACAAUGAAAAAUAUGCUAGUGGGAGAGAGGUGUUGUGGACUGGGAUGCAAAGUGACAACAUGGAAAGUUAUAUGAAAGUUGUGGGUUGUUGUUUGCCACUUGUUGAUCCAAGAGCACUGCUAGAGUGACGGUUUUCAGUCUGAGUUCUGGGGAACCAUGUGGCAAUGUGGAAGAAAACUGAACGUCCAUCAAUGAGAAUAUAAGCAACGAGUAGCUAGGCUUUCCUGAAAGAGAGCUUGCUAGCCACUAUUCAGUCAAAGCCAGCAUGACAUAUACUAUGGGCCUCAAUCCUGAAUAUCAAUUAACAUAUCCACCAAAGCAAUAAAACUCACCUAAGUAUUGACUUACCAUGUUCCAUUAGUUUCAUUUGCAUACCCUCCAAUAUGUCAAAGCAUAGUCAAAAUGGCAAAAAUGAUUAGGCAAGGCUGUAGCAAUUUGCUUUUGCCUAAGCUUACUGGGAAGGGCAAAAUGAUUUUAUCCUUCAUCUUUUCUCCCCAUUGUUGAGUUAACUGAGUGCAAACUAGUUUUGCAAAUGUCAAAGCAAAUUUGAAACAAAGGGGAAAAGGAGGAAGAGGAGGAGAAAGAUUCUGGAACAUUUUGAAAGCAGGAUGACAAGAGAACUGGGUUUGUCCCUCCCAGAUCAGGACAGUUGGAGGUUAUGCAAUGGAUCUCAAUGACUAGAGUGAGACCAAGAUGUUUAUGAGGAUAGGAAAGGCCCAGGUUCAAAUUUCUGCUCAGCUAUGAAGCUCCUUGGCUGACCUUAGACUUGUUGUUUUCCUCCAGCCUAAUCUACCUCUCUGGUUGGUGAAUGGGUAAAAAGAAGGGUAGUUCUAUUGUCCCUUCAAAUUUUCUGCAACACUUGAGUUCCAUGAGAGUUUUGCAGGCAAAUUCCAGCCCAACAAGACAAUGACAAACUGGUUCCCAGAGGGUUGAAGUCUGAAAACCACUGUUUUAGAACGUAACAAUAAGAAAAUAUGGGUUGUGUAUAAACAAAUGCUGUGCUUUUUAAGAACUGGAGGGAUUCAGUCUCUGUUUUUAGUUCGGGAAAUGGGUGAUGAAACAAAUGUUUCGGUUUUCCUAGUACACUACAUCCAUGUUAUGUGCUAAUAUUUUAAUACUUUUUUAUUUACAUCAGUUUGUUAUGCUAUAUGCCAUCUUGUGUGAGCAUUUGUUUUCAAUGUAGAAUUAUUUGCAUACAUAGUGUAUGCUUCAAACUUAAUCAGAUCAAACAGUUGUAUCCAGAGUUUGGUUCUGGUUUUCUUUCUUAAAAAAUAUUUCUUUAAUAUUGUACAAGGAGAAAAAAAAUAAAUAGAAAUGAAUUUAA